AUGUCGACGGCAGACAUCAACCUCGUCUCUGAGUUCCUCAGUGACAAUCAGCAAGAUCUCUCUCCAGUCGACUGUAUCGUGAUCUGUGCCUCAGCAGUUCUCCACAGCGCCGAAGUCCUCUUCGCAACUCUCCAGCAACGACCCUCUCUCACCAAAGCCCUGGUGCUCUGCGGGGGAAUCGGCCACUCCACCACACUGCUGUAUGAUGCCGUGAAAGCACACCCUAUAUUCUCACGCAUUGCAAAUGAGAUCCAAGACCUCCCAGAAGCAAAAGUCCUAGAGAGAAUCCUAGAUGAGUUCUACGAUCGAUCUCUCGUCACCAAAGAGGGAUGCCGCAUCCUUUUAGAGCCCGACUCCACGAAUUGCGGGCAAAAUGCCUCUUUCAGUCGCAAGGUCCUCGGUGAUGCCGGUUUUCAAGCGCCGAGGACGUGUAUGGUUAUUCAAGACCCUACCAUGAUGCUCCGGACUAGAGCUUCGUUCGUCAAGAUGUAUGAAGAUGCACCGUCCCCGGUCUCGAUAAUCAGCUGUCCGGUCUUUGUCCCGCGCAUGCAAUUGUCUCCAGAGGGAACUCGGGAAUUAUGCCCUAUCUCGACAACCUCGGAACUGUGGUCUCAAGGUCGAUUCCUAGAGUUGAUUAUGGGGGAGAUCCCCAGAUUGAGGGAUGAUAAAGAUGGCUAUGGGCCCCGGGGACGAGGAUUUAUUUCUCAUGUUGAUAUUCCAGAUGCCGUUGAGGCUGCUUGGUCUCGACUGGAAGUUAUGACCACGACACUCCAAACCCUCACCCCGCGCACGUUCUCAACAACACCACCAACACCCUUCAAAUCAACACCCGCAACAAAAGAAACCCCCUUCCGCAUGUCCACAACAAAACCAACAAACACCGCGCCCCCCUCCUUCGACGAUGUCUACUACAGCCCUUACCAACCAAAGCGCCAAUGGCCACCAGACAUGUCCAAGCUCUCCCCGAAACACCAGUUCCGCCUCGAGCGCAAGUACCGCCGACGAGCAGCGCUCAAGUACGCGCGUCCUCAGUUCAUGAAGGCCGUCACCUUGGGGCAGUGGGUGGUUAUCGGAUUUGUUAUCAUCUACGCUGUUCUGUUCAUGGAAUGGCAGACGGAGAAUACGCCUUUCCAUGGGAUACGAGAAGCCUUCUUUGAUGGUCUCAAAUCUGUUUUCUCUGCACCGCCGGCUCCGGAGCCUAGGAGGGAGCGAAAGGAGUGA
Molecule: messenger RNA, 1221 nt
Organism: Penicillium nucicola
Lineage: Eukaryota; Fungi; Ascomycota; Eurotiomycetes; Eurotiales; Aspergillaceae
Exons: 4
Coding region: 1-1221 (406 amino acids)
Cellular component (GO): plasma membrane
Source: RefSeq, a predicted model, not a curated record